Molecule: messenger RNA, 1468 nt
Organism: Empidonax traillii (willow flycatcher)
Lineage: Eukaryota; Metazoa; Chordata; Aves; Passeriformes; Tyrannidae
Gene: DTWD1
Product: DTW domain containing 1
Biological process (GO): tRNA modification
Cellular component (GO): nucleus
Molecular function (GO): tRNA-uridine aminocarboxypropyltransferase activity
Source: RefSeq, a predicted model, not a curated record
GCACCCCCCACACCACCCAGAGCUUCGCACAAGCCCCGAGAUGUCCGGACCGAGAUCCGGAUUUGCCCGGAGCUGCAGUUGGAAUGUGGAGGGAACCCUCCAGCAGCAGCGAUCUAUCCGGGGUUUGGAGAUCAGGUGUAGAUGGAGUUAUUUACAGUCUUGAAAGCAUGUAAUUCACUGUUGGUAGUCAUGCUGAAGACUAAUGGGAUUGCUCAUCCAGCUAACCAUGUCUUUGAAUUCGUCUGCACAAGGACCAAAAAGAAGUGCUGAGGGUUUGGACAGCCAAGAACUGCAGACUCCAUCAUCAUUUCAAGAUAACCCUCUUCAACAAUUACAGUUAGCAUCCCAGGAAGUGCUGGAAAAGGCAAAAAAGAGUGGGAGAUCAAAAUGCCCCCGAUGCAGGAGUUCAAGGAUGUUUUAUUGUUAUACAUGCUUUAUUCCUGUUGAAACUGUCCCUACCAAAGAAAUUCCAACUGUGAAGUUACCUUUGAAGAUCGACAUUAUCAAGCACCCAAAUGAAAACGAUGGCAAGAGCACUGCUGUGCACGCAAAGCUGCUGGCACCUGAUGAUGUUACAAUUUAUAAAUACCCUUGCAUUCCAGAGUAUGAAGAAAAGAGACAUGAAAUAGCACUUAUCUUUCCUGGCCCCAAUUCGGUUUCAGUAAAAGAUAUUGCUUCCCAUCUCCAAAAGUACACAAAAAAAGGUGUCUGCAACAGUGAUGAUGACUGUUCCAAAGAACCAGUUCUCAAGCAGGCAAAAAUAGAACCUGAAGAAGAAAAAAGUCCAAAUGAAUGCAUCUCAAGCAGCAGGAAUGAAGGCACUAGACUGAAGAAAAUAAUAUUUAUUGACAGUACCUGGAAUCAGACCAACAAGAUAAUAACUGACGAACGACUUCAAGGGUUGCUGCAGAUCGAGUUGAAGACAAGGAAAACUUGUUUUUGGCGCCAUCAGAAGGGGAAGCCAGACACGUACCUGUCCACAAUAGAAGCCGUUUAUUAUUUCCUUGUGGACUAUCACCAGGAGGUUUUGAAAGAGACCUACAAAGGACAAUAUGAUAAUCUGCUUUUUUUCUUUUCAUUUAUGUACACAUUGAUUAAAAAUGCCAAGUGUUCUGCAGGAAAAGAGUCUGAUGUGCUCACUGUGACGAGCACAGUUCCUGAGGUGGGGAUAGAGGACUUGACCUCUCUUGCCAUAAUGAUUGAUCUCUCUAACUGUAAAAAUCAAUUAACAUGCUGACUUUUUAUUGUUACCAAUAGUUCAUGUCAGGUGUUUUCUUUGUGUUUUACACAGUAAUAAAGAUUUCACUUUCCUGACAUCAAAAGCUUAUGGAAAUGAAUAUCGUGGUAUUUAACUGGGGAGGGUUGCACCAAUACAAAAUGAAAGAGCACAUUAAUUGAAUACAAAUUAUGUACCUUCAAAAGUAAAUCUGGAAAAUUGUUCAAGUAAUAAAAAAGUGAUCUCUUUAAA